AUUUCCUCUAUGACAAAGGGUUGUAGUUUUAGUCUGCAGCUACAGGUGUUGGUAGUAGUGAAUUGUGUCAAUAUGGCUGCAAGUGAAGAUUCUGAUUAUUUUGGAAGCUGGGAAGAGAUGGCUGAUACAGGGGUUUUGGAUGAACAGAUUGCCCAGAUGCAAGCAACGAUAGCUUCCAAUCAAGAAAAUAGUACUAGAUGCUCAGAGAACAAACCAGUUGUGAUAUUCCAAGAAGAGGAAGGCCGGACCAGGUACAACUCUUCAGAACCAACUGUCAAGAUCCUGAAGAGGCCAUCCAACGGUGGGGAAAACAUGGUCAAUGGAGAUUCAAGCCGGAUACCCAAAGUACCUGUCAAAACCUUACAGCAGAGAGAGCUGGAAUAUGCAGAGGCUCGGUUACGAAUCCUGGGAGAGGCACGAAGUCCUGAGGAGGAGUUAGCGAUAGCAGUAGAAGAAAAGACUGUGACCAUUAAGAAAAUGCCAAAAAUAGACAUUCUUAAACCUCAAGACAAUGAAACCAUUCUGCGACACCCGCGUGGCCCUGACGGAACGAAAGGGUUCACACUGCAACGGUAGCAGCUGCUUUGCGUCUCGUCCCUACUUGUAUAUAACUUUUGUAUUCAUUUGUACCAUUUUUAUUAUUGAACAAUUUGUCAAGAGUGAAAGGCAAUUACAUGUGAUUUUAUUUAGUUUAUCGCUCGCCAUAAUUUCAUGACUGCUUUAUUUUAUUGAUUUUAUAUUGUGAAUUAUGUGUAUAAUUUUGUCUGAAUUUUGUACCGUAACAAGAUGUGAGUCACAACAUAAUUUGUUGUGUUUCGUUUUAUGCAUAUGAAUAAGAUUUCAGAUAAUAUAAUACUCAUGUAUAAGUUAUAACUUUGUUUAUUCGGACGAUUUGGAUGGCUUGUAAUCUGGAUAGACGAAAAUGUAAUUAUGGUUAACAUUAAAAGGAUUUAUUUUACUCUACUGAAAUAAGCAGUAAUAAAAAGUAAGGAUUCAGUUUCUUCCGAGAGACAUAUCAGAAACGUUUCUAAGCUGUGCGAUCCUGCAAACCUGUUACAAACGUAAUUUUCACCAACGUACGAGACUGGGUAUUGAUUUUUUUCACUUUACACUGUCAAAAGAAAAUUAUUGAUCUGUAUUAACAACUUGCCUAUUAGUUGUAUAUAUUUUUACUGUCCCAACAAAAUAUCUUUUAUAUUUUUUAUUAAUUUUUUUGUUAAGCAUGGUUUUUUAAAACAAAAAUAAGUUUUUGUUGACAGUUGAUAGUAAAAGUAACAGUAUUAUAAUUAGAUGUUUACACAGCAUUUCUGCUGUAGGUGGAAAUGCUCAUGAACACUAUCUAAUGGCAAAACAACACAAAACGUAAUAGAAUUAUUGUUGGCUUGUCCACAAUCCGUUUGUCUGGUUAAAUAAUAAGAAACGGGUUAGUAAUUCAGCGUAACACUGGGCAAAGGGUUCUGAAUAAAUAAAAUUGGACUUUAUUAUAAAAUAAAUCCUCAGUUAAAAUUAAGAAUCUGUAUUUUGUUGUUUGUUUAAAAUAUUGAUCAAUUUACGUAUUGCUUGUGCUCAUUCAUAAUCAGAUUCAAAUGUUACAACAAAACUAUUAUUUUAUUACUGAAUGUUCAAUAUAGUCGAUAUGUUUCAUCAUCCAAUCCAAGAAUUACAGCCAAUUCAAAUAUCCAGUUGAAGAAAUGUAUUGUUAAGUGAUGCAAAUAGGUUUUUGUUGUAUUGUAUUAAAACAAAUUUACAAAGUGUUCAUUAUGAGGUUUAGUUUGUGUUAUGUGUGUACAGUUCAGGUCACGGUGUACAAGUGUAAUUUAAUCUAGGAUUAGUGAUGGGUUGUUAACAAUGAUGCCAGACAGAUAGACAGUUAGUGUGUCGACACUUAAGCCUGCCAUGCAGUGUCUAGUACGUUUUAGUGAACUAACUGUUGACAGUUGGUGAACUGGCUUUUUGCCUUUUAACGAUAGAGAAUGCUCUGUGAUGUAUAAAAAUAACAAAUAGUUCUUAUUAGAUGUACCAAGGAAAAUUUAUUAUUUAUAGAAAGUGUGGAUUCAGUUGGAACUGUCCUGAUAAGGAAUCAAUGUUCGUUUAGUGCAAUAAGUUUGUAAUAUGUCCAUAUAAUGAAGGAAUGGGUUUCUCCAACAACGUUACAAAAUUCAUAAUAAUGAAUAUUGUAAAGUAAAAUAAAUGUGUUGAUUUAAGAGACUUAUUGCACCAACAAUAUAACAGUGCAACAGUACUGAAAUAAAUGGCAACAAUGGUAUCGGAUAUGCUCAAGACUGAUUGGAGCAUUUUGACUACUGGAUUGAUAAUUUCUCGAAGAUCGACAUUGUGAAUUGUUGUAUCAGAGAUUGAAAUAUCAAAACAGGAUAUAAUACGAGCUUUUAUCAAAAUUUUAGUAAUGCUAGGUACUAUUGUCCUAUCAGUGUAGAAUGAUAUAACAGAUGCAAUGUCCUGAUGAGAGUUAACUAAGGAUGAUUGUCGUUUGGCUCCUGUUCCCUCUGUGUUGCUGUCCCCUUCCUUCCCUCCUUUAUUUAGAAUCAUAUCAUAUUAGCAUCAUAUUGACCUUGAGCAUUAUUACCUAAAAACUAGUGUUAAGCAUUUCUAAACACUUCAGCAUUAGACAUCACCUGAAUGGAAAAGUAGUUGAUUUUGAUUGAAACGAUAAAGAGCCGUGGUUUACAGAAGUUCAAUUAAUAGGAUUACUGCUUUAUUUAGAGCUGGUGUAUUUACUUAUAGUAAAACGUCAAAAUCAAGCAAUUUUGAGGUUAGGUUUUCAAUGUGAUCCGUAGGCACUUUUAUGCCUCAUGUAUGAUGUAGGAAGAUUAUUUUGGCUAAAAAGACAAACACGAAAGUUGUUUUGUUUCUAAACCACGGCAGUUUCAAAAUAGUCGACAACUGAACAUUCAAACUUACAGUGUUGCAAAUAUCAGUCUCGUUGCAGCUUUGAGAAAUGUUUUAUGAUUUGCAACUUUGUUGGAAUGAGACCCAUUAAAUUUAUUUUUUAUUGAGUGUUGUUAAAGAUGUAAAACAGUUUUAUAAAACAAUGACUGAAUAAGUACAUUAUGUACUGUAGUGAAUGAAUGUUAGACUUGAAAUUGUUUUUGCAUGUAUUGUAACUUGUAUUACAGACGAUGUGACCAAUAACAGCUGGUUGACGAGCAUGAAAACUGUGUGAUUAUUCUUGUUGUACUUUAAAAUUGGUACUUCUUUGUAGUAUUUAUAAUUUUACUGGUUAGCAACAGAGCAAUAAGUAACUUUUCAAUGAAAAAAAGUUUCCCUGUGAGUACUUAAUUAAACAAGCCACUAUCUACAGUAGUACUCCUUCAGGCUAUCUUGGGUACAAGUAGUGAAAAGAUCAUUGUUCGAUUUUAUUUUGUACCACCUCCAACCUCAAAUGUAUAUAAGAUGUUAAAAUGGGAGGUGUCAAACUUGGGAAAGAAUGAACUGUUAGUGGUGAUUUUAAGUUUUGUUUCAUAAAACUCUGACAACGACUGUAUGCUCUAAGUAGGUUGUUGAGUGUUACAUAUAGUUUAUUGUCUUUGUAUUGUAUAAUAAACAAUCAAACAGAGUUUUAUAACCUCAAUUAAUAUAGUAUAUACGUGUUCUCAAUGACUUAAAUUAUACCAAAUUGCUAUUAGUUUCAGAUAAACCUCAUUGCUUAAAGUAAUCUGUGUACAAGUAGUUCCACAGAUUCUGCCAGCCACAGUACCAAAAACACUAAGAAUUCAAACUAUUAUACCAAAGGCACUUUAUUUUAAUAAUGAGAUUUAUUCCACUGAAGAGAUAAGUUUCUGAGUGCGAGUAUUUUUCAUUGCAAGUCUUUGGUUUAUUAUAUUUAUCAAGAAAAGAAAAUUCAAAAUUUUACACUACAUACAAAACGUACGACGGCUAUCCAGAAAGUAGAUUAUGUUUUGCUCUGUAGCCAUUAGGUGCGAUCACAGUCCAUUUUGAUGUCAGGACUAUAUUUCUUCCAGUGGCUAUCCAGCUGUGCUAGUGAGGGCUUGAUGUUGCUCCUUGUUGUUUUACAAUAGCAGUUUAGAAUGUGUGGCACAAUUGAAAAUUCCUUGCAGUAUUGAAGUGCGGUCGAUAAUACGGUUUUUGUUGGCUAAGCGCAAUAAAUCAAUUGGGAUUUAUUGCCAGCUCUGAAAUUUAUGAGAACAAUGUGAUUACUGAAGGUUGAGAUUACUCAAAUUUCAAGAAGUUUAUUACACAAAAUUGUUACACAGAAGUUACAAUAAAUUUUGCUUUUCCACAUCACCGAGGUACUCCAUAUCCGCCUUACAGUCCAGAUAUUGUACCCAGCUACCACCACCUGUUUCCAGCAAUGGAGACCUGGUUUGCAACGCAGUGCUUUGAUGAUGAUGUGGAACUAUGGAAGGGUGUGACUACCUGGUUGAAGUCAUAACGCUAGUAUUUCAAAACUAGUUCACCGAUAUGAUAAGUGACUAAAUUUGUAUGGUGACUGUUUUAAAAAAUAGUAUUUUUAGUGUUUCAAAUGUAUAUAAUAUAAUUUUUUCUUGUACUUAGUUUUUUUUAUAUCAAAACGUUAUCUACUUUCUGGAUAGUCCUCAUAUGAGUGACACAUUCUAUAGGUACAGGCCACGGUAAAGGUAGGUGCUAGGUAGCUCUAGAUACUUCUUAAUUUUACACAAUUUAGUGUUGUUAACAACCAAACAUUUGCUGUCACCCUGUCAAAUUUUGUUUUGUAUCGUUGCUUUAUAACCAUUUAGUAUUGUUUUCUUCUAGGGCGUGCAAUUGGCCCUCUCUGGGUACAUUUUUUUACAUUCUCUUUUGAUAAAAUUUUUUUAGUCUUAACCAUUUUUUUAGCAAAGAUAAGCAUGCGUAUCCAUUACAGAAGCAAUGCGAUUCUGUCUGACAGGAGACAUGGAGGUUGUGUAGACCUCUUACCUCUACCAGUAAUGGCGAAAAAGGUUGCUGGAGAAACAUUUGUCAGAAAGGCAAAUGGAGGGUAAAAGUAAAGUAAAGUAAAGUAAAAAUGACAUAUUUUACCAGGCGAAUUUAGGGCUAAGAAGCCCUCUCUAACACUUAUCCUGGGGACCAACAGCUUAAAUGUGACUUCCGAAACACCAUCAAUGGCUGGGCAGGCGGGUUGUUUGCAAGGUCAGGAUCGCUCAGCGGUCAUCCAUCCAAGCAGCAGCUACGCUCGACGUUGCUUGAUCUGGUUAUCUUGCAAUGACCAUUGUAAAUUGGAAGUAUGGUUGGAGAAGCUCAAUUGCUACAAGAUGACAAAUAAGUACAAUUUUGAGAAAAAUUAUCAUUUGGGAUUGAGUAGCAAGAAAAUAUGGACAUAGAACUCAUAUUGUACUAUUACGACAGGUGGGAUAAAUAUGGGUCAAUGACCAAGAGCAUACAAUAUUGGGCCAUAAACCAAGUAUUACAGUAGAAUCAAAUUAUUUAAGAAAUUAUAGAACACGGGAGAUUUCUCUUUUGUAUGACAGUCAAGCAACAAUCCAUCAGCUCUGGUAUGGUGUGGGAUGGAAAAAUAUACUUCCCCUCCUCUGGGUGCCAGGACUUGAAGGAAACGAGAAGCCGGUCAACUAGACAGAAAGGAGGGUUCCACAUGUCUAAUAGGAGCUGAACUAGGAUUAGGGCAAAUUACCGCAUUCUUUAGAGGGAAGCUCCAGAAAAGAGAAGACAGCCAAAGGCAAGGAAAUAUCUUUGGAAAAACGAGUAGGGGCAAAGACAAGUCAAGAAAUUAUGGAGAUAUUGUCCACAGAGAAGCUGAGAAUCUUAUCAAAUUCACAUCUAACUCAGUGCUUUGACAGGCUUCUGUAGUGCGUUGCAAACUCAUUGAACACUUGAAAACGCUUGUUUUUAGUGAAUGGUAUGUGCAGAUUCUGUAAGGAUGGGCAAAAAAUAUGUUAUAUGUAGAGGCAACAUUUUAGGCUGGCCUUAAUUUCUAUCCAAGUCGUAAGUCUUGACCUCAUCCAAGUAUUUUGAAGACUCCUUAAGGAGACAGGGCUUGCAGUACUAGUAUAACUGGAAUUUCUGCCAUGAAUGUAUGCAUUGGGAACUCAAUUACCGAUCUUUGCGGAUCGUUGUCACCUAAGCAUUUCAGAGGUGUUUGACAAAUGUUUCACUAUUAAAUUAGAAUCUAAGAGGAAUCAGCAUAACUGACACUAAUUGUGGAUUGCUCCACACAAUAACGUAACCAGGAAAAACUUUUGGGGGUAUCCAGAUGACUGAUGUUUUCCUGAAGUGGACAGAGAGUAAGGCCGCAUUUUGUUCCUUAAAAAGGUUUUGGCCUGUUUCUUUCUUGAGAACGAUCUUUCAGUAGUACAUGUCAAUAAUACUGAAUGAUUUAAAUAAUAAUCGUUUACUAAAAAAGUAAUUGAAAAUUUAGGAGGGGGGGCGGACCCCUUGGAUCCCCUCACUGGCUCCCUCCACAGGUCAUUAUAAUUAAAAACUAAUUAAUUAUAGGUCAAAACUUCAUUUAUUCAAUACUAAUUUAAUAUUGUAAUUCAAAUUUAAUUUCUACAUUGAUUAGCAUUCAUGUAAUAUGGAGGCUUAAACUAUUUACCAUCUUUAGCUAUGUGUAUGAAAUAUUUUUGUACUCUUUUUAUUUAAUAUCGUACAUUUCUGACCAAGCUGCUAUCCGAUUAUGCAUGUAUGGAAAUUUUAAUUUCAAACUUGAAUUUUCAUUGAUCAAAUGGCUUACAACUUUAACAGUAAUGCUGUAAGCUUGUAAUUUAUUUAAUGGUACUACUAAUGCUGUCAGCAUUAGUGCUAUAGAAGUAAUAACAAUUUUGAGUGAAAUCCAUUUUUAUAAUCCAAAAAGAACACAUUGGAUUGAAAAUAGUGUUAAGAGACAUUGUGAGUUUUUCCAUUCUAAAUUAUUCAAAAUAUUAGAUUAUGAAUCUGAUUAUUUGGCCAUUUAUGAAUUCAAGUGGAAAUUUAAUAUUGAUUUAUAAAAUGUUAUCUUAGUUUUUAAGGGUUAUACAGCUAUUGUCGAACUAUCAUCUCCGUUUUACCAUCUGUUGUCUGAAGGUGAAUUUCCACAGCAAGGCUAACGUGUUUAAAUAUAUUAAUUGUUAAGCAAUUUUUUGAUGCGGUGCAAACUGGAGAACUUAGAUGAUGGUUGUAAAAUGGUACAUCGUUUUAUAGUGUAAUAAAAUAUUAAAUACAAUAUUAGUAGUUUAAUUGAACUUUGUCAAAAAAAAUAAACACAUCUAGUUUUUUUAUUAAAUUGCAUUAUGGUCAAUCAAAAUUUUAAAUGUCUUUGCUACUUUAAUGUUUUUUACGCAUUGAUAAAUUAAAAAUUAAUUCAUUUUCAAAUCUUUCUUAAUUUAUUAUUGUUAAUUAUUUUUCUGUAACAGUAAAUUAGAAUCAACGAUAAAAGAUAACUUUUAGAAUUAUAUAUUUUUUAUUACAUUUUAUCUACUUAUUUCUGAAAAGUGAAAAUGAUUUAAGAUUAAAAUUUUUAAUACUGUAUGUCUUAAAGACUGAAAUGUAAGCAUGUAUAUAUUUUAUUUAGUACUAAUAUUUUAAAUAGUUCUUAUGAAGGGGAGUUAAAGUCAUUCUAACCAAGUAUUUAUCAGCAAAAUUUUAAAAUCUUUGUUCUUGAAAUUAGUUUUAUUGGAAAAGGCAAAAUGUUAUUUUUUGUGAUUUGUGUUUGUAACUGUUUUUGAACUUUAUUUAAGUAAGUUUUAAAUGCUAUAAUUUGUUCUGGUCUAUGUAUUUAUUAACAAAACAUUUUAAAUAAAAAGCCCAUUGUAUCUUUGUUUACUUUGAUCUUUCCUGUUUGUAAUUUCCAUUGUAUAUAAAAUGUAUAGUUUGUGUGUUGUAAUUUACAUAUUAAGACAUUAGACUCCUCGAUUUUGUCACUAUUACUUUUAAACUAUCUCCUUUUAGGGAGGACUUUGUUUUGUUUAGUAAACCAGUUGAAAAAAUUUCA
Messenger RNA from Homalodisca vitripennis (glassy-winged sharpshooter), 7921 nucleotides. Its product is annotated as SUZ domain-containing protein 1. The coding region runs from base 10 to 576 and encodes 188 amino acids. The record is from RefSeq and is a predicted model, not a curated record. The transcript is spliced from 5 exons. NCBI's taxonomy places the organism in Eukaryota, Metazoa, Arthropoda, Insecta, Hemiptera, Cicadellidae.